Molecule: messenger RNA, 4414 nt
Organism: Periconia digitata
Lineage: Eukaryota; Fungi; Ascomycota; Dothideomycetes; Pleosporales; Periconiaceae
Source: the annotation of a GenBank genome assembly
CCCACCACGGCAUUGCGAAUAGCGUUCAGAUAGAUUGGGGCUUGUGAAGCGACCCAGCAUUCCAGUCCAGCAUCUAGGGCUGUUCCUUUGCGCAAGUAGAUGGCGCACUCUCUGGUUUUGUUUCAUGGGUUUCAGCACAUGCACGCACGCAGUCUUAAGCGCGGACGCAGGGCCAUCACGCAACCGUUGUACAUGUUCUUCUACGAAUGUGCUGCAGCACAGCGCAGAUGGCCCCCUUUGGGCGAGUGAAUGAGUCGGUGCUGAAUGGACUACGCUGCUAGUGCUGGUGUUGACAAGAUGGGUUCGAGCAGCAACCACCACAAUAAACAACAAACAACAACAAUGUCCGGCAAAGGCACCGCGCAGUGCGAUGCCGUCUGCUUCGUCUCAAAGUUCAGACAUACGUGGUAUUAUUAUUAAUAGAAGGAAGGUUGAUUAUGUACUGGUACUUCUUGGAUCAUGGGGGACGUGGAGAAGCAGAGCGCGAGAGCGGACAGAAAGAGAAAGAUUUACGCGGGAAUGGUGUUUGCAUUGAUUGUUUCCCCGUUUCUCUUGCCGUGCGCAUUAACCCUCAUCUUAUCAUAACACGGCAUCAAGUAUGGUGAGCCAUAUCAGCUUACGCUGGACGGUUGAGCUCCAAAAGUUCAGGGUUGCGUUUCAGGGCAUCGUUAGUUCCGUCUCAUGUUGCCGUCCCCGGCGUCCCCUGAACUUGGUGUGCCAACCAGCCGAGUUAUGUCAUCCCACGAGUUCCAGCUGUCGCCAUGCCCAGAUGGUACGGCCUGAUACACCACAAGCUCCGUUUUAUUCGUUCCAUACAAGGGACAAUAGCAAGUCUUCGCGCCCAUCGUUGCCUGAUUGGCCGACGCCACACCCCGUUGCCGCACUCUUGAUCAUCGUUCAUUCAUUGAGAAGCCUAUUUUGUUUCAACUGAGCGACUGACUUUGUUUCUUCACGCUCCGUUGCCUCCGUCCUCUGCGCCCUCGCCUUCAGGAGCAUCCCCAACCGACCGUUGUUUCUCUAAAAGCUCCCCUCUUCCGUCCCAACGCCUUGCACCUCUCCCGCGCUCCCCCCGACCAAGCCAGCUCCACCACCGGCCUCCAUCACCACUCUCCGCGCCGCUUACUUGCCCACGCCCUGACCUCGCCGAGACAGCUUCACUCUUACAAGCCCCGUGCAAGAACCACUCAUCUUUGAUCUCGCCUUGCUCGCUUUCAUCUGCCGUCGACCAUCAGCUAGUUGUUCGUAGUUCGUCUGCCUGCUACUGCUGCUGCUACCACGCCUUGGCCCCUCCACCACGUACCCACCGCUGCUGUGCGACCCAGACGGGUGCGGUACAAGAACUAUUCAACAUCACAGCAUCCGCCUGCUUUCUUCGCCGUCAUCCUGCACUUUGUCCUCCACCUUACACCUAAUCCGACAAUGCGUGCUUGAUACAUCUUAAUCAUACCAGUGUGACAGCCAUAUCGACAUCAGUACACCAGCGGCCAAGCGCCCCUUAGCAUCUAUUCUACAGCUUAGAUACGAUACCCUACAUACCUCACAACCCCUCCCAAUGGCCAUGCUCGCCUCGAAACCGGCAUACGUGCCCCCUUCAAUCACCACCUCUUCGUCCCAAAGUACCAAUCAGUACAAUUCAAGCGCCCAGAGCUACCGUACUCAUGGCUCGUCCUCCCGCACCGAGACGUCUCUUUACGCUUCUCCCACCGAGUCUGAAUUCUCCGAGGCCUACGAUGCCCCAGAUGCUAUAAGGCGCUGGGAUGAGGAAAAAGUCGGAGAAUGGUUGAAACGAAUCAAUUGUGGACAAUACGCGGAGCUUUUCAAACAAAACAAUAUCAAUGGCGAAAACCUCAUGGAAAUGGACCAAACCCAUCUCAAAGAUAUGGGUAUCAAGAAGGUUGGCGACCGUGUCCGCAUCGGCUCGCAAGCAAAACAGCUUCGAAACAAAGAGUACAAGAAGGCAUCUCGGCGAGCAUCAAACAGGCAAUCUUUGGCCGUGCUAGAUAAUCCCGCUUUCACCCCUCCGUCAUCGUCUGGUUCACCUCGUCCACUUCACUCUGCUCGUUCCAUACCCUCCAGCACGCGUACCGAGAAGCGAUUGUCUCGUCAAAUUCCAAACUCCGAAUUCAACUACUCAUACGCUGCCACUAGAGAACCUUCGCGCCCCAGCUCCCCCAUGGUCGAUCAGGAGAAUCGUGGUAUACGGACACAACGAUACAAUGGCAUGAACAGCCCUAAAGACGCCAGCAAGAAGGACUUGACGUCUACAUAUGCCAACCCACCGUACAGUGCAUCCAGCAGUGUAGCAAACUCCUCUCGUUUCGGUGCGCCCCAACGGACCACCCCAACUGAAACGCCUCAAACAGCUCGAUUUGCUCAGCACACUCGAGGCGCCCCAAGUAUGGACGCCACCAACAGCGCGAUACUACCUUCGGACAAACCGUGGAUUCGAGUCAUCUUCGAUACGGGCCGUUCUUCAGUCGUCAACAUCGAAGGAUGCAAAUCGGCCGACGAGAUUAUGCUCAAGACGCUGCGCAAGGGGCAGCUGAACGAAGCACACGUGAAGAAUUAUUGCUUCUACGUACUUGACGGUGCUGAUCCAAACCCCUCCAAAUGUUACCGUUUAAGUGACAUCGAGCUGUUCCGAUUGUGCAAAGAUGCGAACCGCAAUGAAAGAGGGCGUCUUAUUCUCCGCAAGAUUCACACCGGGGAGCCGGAAGAGGAUCAGUUGAUAACUGCCGCCGGCAUCUUCCAGCAGCAAGGCAUCCAACAAACACAGAACAUAUUCGUCCCUACCAGUGAAAGAAGCAAGGACAAGAUCCAGAAGAUUACUGGAGAGUCCCUUGCUGCCGUUAGCUAUCCUCUGUCGCCCUCGUCCGAAAGAGAAAGAGAACGACAUAUACAUUCCACGGCCAAAGACCUCGAAGGCCCUGCAAGAUCGCCCCAGUUCAUCACCAAAGCUCGUAAACUUAAACAGUUCUAUGGAGCCCGACCGCCCAGCGAGCUCAUCACAUCGGAUCUCACCUCCUACUUUCCUGAUGUCGAAAAGGAUGAGAUCGAUAAGACAAUCAGAAUGUCUAUUCGCCGGUCCAGAAGGCUCAGUCGAGCGGCAUCGCGUCUCUCUAUGGCGUCCAACUUUAGUGUUGCUUCAAGUUUGAAGGAUGCUCCCCCUCUUCCAUCAAUCGCGGACAACUGGCUCCAGGGCGGCAAUCAAGCUCGACCAUUACGACCACUCUCGGUCAUGAGACUUGGACUCCCUCAAGCUGGAUACCGCGAUUCAGUGGCUUCCUCUGUUCUCGAGCCAUUGGAGGAAGAGUCCCCCCUCGAACCCAACAGAAAAUCUUACGUAUCCUUUGGUGGAGACAGUAAUGCUGACAAUGUCUCCAUCACCGACCCUGAGGGUCACACCACCAUGCAAUCAUAUUUCGAUGAUGGGGGUAGCAGUCUUGCCGGUAGCAGUGCUGGCAACACGGAGAACGGAGAUUCGCUAAACAAGCGUCUGUCAGCAGCCAUCGCAGAGGACGGGGAAGAGUUUGAUGACGAGCUCAAUGACUAUCUCGAGCAAGACUCCUGGGAGAACGUCAAAUACAUGAAGGGUGCCUUGAUCGGCCAGGGUUCCUUCGGAAGUGUCUAUUUGGCCCUCCACGCUGUCACGGGAGAACUGAUGGCUGUCAAACAAGUGGAGCUUCCCUCGGCCUCAGGCGCCUCGCAGAGAGAUCAAAGAAAGACGAACAUGGUGGAGGCAUUGAAACACGAAAUUGGCCUUCUGAGGGAUUUGAAGCACAAGAACAUUGUGCAGUACCUGGGAUCCAACUCGGACGAAAACCAUCUCAACAUUUUCUUGGAGUAUGUGCCUGGUGGCUCUGUUGCCACUAUGUUGGUCAACUACGGGCCACUGGGCGAGUCUCUCAUCCAAAACUUUGUCCGCCAAAUCUUACAGGGUCUGUCAUACCUCCACUCGAGGGACAUUAUCCAUCGAGACAUCAAGGGAGCCAACAUCCUUGUUGACAAUAAGGGAUCUGUCAAGAUUUCUGAUUUCGGAAUCUCCAAACGUGUGGAAACAUCCACUCUUGUCAACGGCAAAAAGGACAACCAACGCGUCUCUCUCCAGGGUUCGGUUUUCUGGAUGGCCCCAGAAGUUGUGAGACAAACCGCAUACACUCGCAAAGCCGAUAUUUGGUCCUUGGGUUGUCUCAUCGUAGAGAUGUUUACAGGCAGCCACCCACACCCUAAUCUGUCUCAACUCCAAGCUAUCUUCAAGAUCGGGAAAAGCCCGAAUGCUAGCCCUCCCAUGCCUGAUACUGCUGGCGAGGAUGCUCGCGCUUUCUUAGCACAGACAUUCCUGAUCGAUCAUGAGGCACGCCCUAGUGCUGACAACUUGCUUGCCAGUCCUUUCUGUACCAACCAAGCCGAGUAG